Molecule: messenger RNA, 3603 nt
Organism: Perca fluviatilis (European perch)
Lineage: Eukaryota; Metazoa; Chordata; Actinopteri; Perciformes; Percidae
Product: sarcoplasmic/endoplasmic reticulum calcium ATPase 2
Exons: 24
Coding region: 420-3596 (1058 amino acids)
Biological process (GO): calcium ion transmembrane transport; intracellular calcium ion homeostasis
Cellular component (GO): membrane
Molecular function (GO): ATP hydrolysis activity; ATP binding; P-type calcium transporter activity
Source: RefSeq, a predicted model, not a curated record
UGUUGCGUUGUUGCCUGUGAGCUGAGUAGUGACCUACAGACAGUACUGCAGCCAGGACAAGGAUUAAUAAUACCACAUUGUCUGUAAAGAAAAAUAGUCUUGAACCAUAUUUAGACAAUAAUUUGCCUUAAAUAAGCCUUAAUUUCCUUAACAGACAGCAUUUUUUUACCGCCGUUUCAAUGGAAAUAUCGUUUUGAUGAGUUUUCACUCAUGAGCGGCUGUGACAGUAACGUUAUAGCUAACUUAACUAACGUUAACUUAAGCUAGAUAACGUUAGCCUGUUGUAAAAUCAAAUUGUCAAAUUAUUUGUUGCUGCUUUUUUCGUGGCCGUGGGGAGUUGAAUCCAAAACGCAUGGUGCUGUGAUAUAUCCUGUUUUACUAAAAACUGUAGGGAUAGUGGACAGACGUCACACUCUGUGAUGGAUAAUGCCCAUACUAAGACGGUGGAGGAGGUUUUGGGCUUCUUCAGUGUAAAUGAGUCUACAGGUCUGAGCUGUGAGCAGCUGAAGAAGAACAGGGAGAGAUGGGGACCCAACGAAUUGCCAGCUGAAGAAGGGAAGUCACUUUGGGAGCUGGUCCUGGAACAGUUUGAGGAUCUGUUGGUUCGAAUCUUGCUGCUGGCUGCGUGCAUCUCCUUUACCCUGGCUUGGUUCGAAGAAGGAGAGGGAACAAUCACAGCCUUUGUUGAACCCUUCGUCAUCCUCCUCAUUCUCAUCGCCAAUGCUAUUGUGGGAGUAUGGCAGGAGCGUAACGCAGAGAAUGCAAUUGAGGCUCUGAAGGAGUACGAGCCAGAGAUGGGCAAGGUGUACCGACAGGACAAGAAGAGCGUUCAGAGAGUCCGAGCCCGAGACAUCGUUCCUGGAGACAUUGUGGAAGUUGCUGUUGGUGAUAAGGUCCCAGCUGACAUCAGGCUUACGUCCAUCCGUUCCACCACUCUGAGAGUGGACCAGUCCAUUCUGACGGGGGAGUCCGUGUCGGUGCUCAAACACACAGACCCUGUACCAGAUCCCCGAGCUGUCAACCAGGACAAGAAGAACAUGCUCUUCUCUGGUACCAACAUAGCAGCGGGCCGUGCCAUUGGGAUUGUCGUGGCAACAGGAGUGCAGACAGAGAUUGGGAAAAUCCGAGAUGAGAUGGCCUCCACUGACCCCGAGAGGACCCCACUACAACAGAAACUAGACCAGUUUGGAGAACAGCUUUCUAAGGUCAUCAGUGUGAUCUGUGUGGCAGUGUGGGCCAUCAAUGUGGGACACUUUAAUGACCCGGUCCAUGGAGGCAGCUGGCUGCGAGGAGCUGUUUACUAUUUCAAGAUUGCUGUUGCACUGGCUGUAGCUGCCAUACCAGAAGGCCUACCAGCAGUCAUCACCACCUGCCUGGCACUGGGCACCAGGAGGAUGGCCAGGAAGAACGCCAUUGUCCGCAGCCUGCCAUCAGUGGAGACGCUGGGUUGCACCUCUGUUAUCUGCUCUGACAAGACAGGAACUCUGACCACCAACCAGAUGUCAGUCUGCAGGAUGUUUGUAGCAGACAGUGUGUCAGGGGAGAGCUGCAGCCUGAGUGACUUCACAGUGACUGGAUCUACUUACGCCCCUGAAGGGGAAGUUUAUAAGGAUGGCUCAGUGGUGAAGUCCAGUCAGUACGAAGGCCUGGUGGAGAUGGCCUCCAUCUGUGCCCUGUGCAAUGACUCAUCACUGGACUACAACGAGGCAAAAGGUGUGUAUGAGAAGGUUGGGGAAGCAACAGAGACUGCCCUUUGCUGUCUGGUGGAGAAAAUGAACGUGUUCGACACUGACCUGAGAGGAUUGAGCCCUGUUGAGAGAGCUACAGCGUGCUGCUCCGUGAUUAAGCAGCUGAUGAGGAAGGAGCUGACCCUGGAGUUUUCCAGAGACAGGAAGUCCAUGUCUGUCUUCUGUUCAUCCAGUAAACUCACCAGGUCUGCCUCUGGAGCCAAGAUGUUUGUCAAGGGAGCUCCAGAGAGCGUGUUGGAGCGUUGUAAUUAUAUCCGGGUCAGCGGUUCUACUCGUGUGCCUUUGAGCCCAGCGGUCCGAGAGCAGCUCCUGUCCACUGUGCGGGAAUGGGGAUCGGGCCGAGACAUGCUGCGUUGCCUCGCCAUGGCAACCAGGGACACGCCCCCUGACAUCCAUGGCCUCAACCUAGAGAACUGCGCUAAGUUCGCUGACUAUGAGUCGGACCUGACCUUUGUGGGCUGUGUGGGCAUGUUGGACCCCCCCAGGAAAGAAGUGCUAAGCGCAGUCCGAAUGUGUCGGCAGGCUGGCAUAAGAGUCAUCAUGAUCACAGGUGACAACAAAGGGACAGCCCUGUCUAUCUGUCGGAGGGUGGGCAUCAUCACGGAGCAGGAAGAGGAGCAUGAGAGCACAGGGGCCAUCGGGGGCCUGACAGGGCGGGAGUUUGAUGAGCUGCCCCCUCACCUGCAGCGCGAGGCCUGCAGGACGUGCCGGUGCUUUGCCCGGGUGGAACCGACACACAAGAGUCGUAUAGUGGAGUACCUGCAGAGCCUGGAUGACAUCACUGCCAUGACAGGUGACGGGGUAAACGACGCGCCUGCAUUGAAGAAGGCGGAGAUCGGCAUUGCUAUGGGCAGCGGCACAGCGGUGGCCAAGUCAGCCUCUGAGAUGAUCCUGGCUGAUGACAACUUCUCCACCAUUGUGGCUGCAGUGGAGGAGGGCAGAGCCAUUUACAACAACAUGAAACAGUUCAUCAGAUACCUGAUAUCAUCCAACAUAGGAGAGGUGGUCUGUAUUUUCCUGACAGCUGCACUGGGCAUGCCUGAAGCGCUGAUCCCAGUCCAGCUGCUAUGGGUCAACCUUGUCACCGAUGGUUUCCCAGCAACAGCUCUGGGCUUCAACCCUCCAGACCUGGACAUCAUGUCCCGCCCUCCCCGCUCCUCCAAAGAGCCUCUGAUCUCCAGCUGGCUGUUCUGUCGCUACCUCAUCAUCGGAUGUUAUGUGGGAGCUGCUACUGUCGGAGCUGCUGCCUGGUGGUUCAUGGCAGCCCACGACGGACCCAAACUUACCUUUUAUCAACUGUCCCACUACCUGCAGUGCAGUGAAGGCCACGCUGAGUUUGCUGGUGUCCAGUGUUCAGUCUUUGAGUCUCCUUACCCCAUGACUAUGGCUCUGUCUGUCCUGGUUACCAUAGAAAUGUGCAACGCCUUGAACAGUCUUUCAGAGAACCAGUCCCUGCUGAAAAUGCCUCCCUGGUCAAACCCCUGGCUGGUCGGGGCCAUCUGUCUGUCCAUGGCUCUACACUUCCUCAUUCUAUAUGUCGACCCACUGCCGGUGAUUUUCCAGAUACGCCCUCUGUCGUGGCCUCAGUGGGUGGUGGUGCUGAAGAUGUCACUUCCUGUCAUCUUUAUGGACGAGGCUCUCAAGUUCCUGGCCCGCAACUACAUUGAGCCAGGAAGCCAGAUGCAGACACUGGAAGAGGAAGAGGAGCAGCAGAGGACGGGGGCUAGCAGGGGAUUGGUCAGUCAAUCACUGAAGGGCGUGUCCUGGUCCUUUGUCCUGAUCUCUGCACCACUGGUGAUCUGGAUCUUCAGCCUGGACUCUGACAUCACCAACAUCUUCUGGGAGUGAUGGGAAA